AUAACAGUCGCGGUCCCCUCUCUUGCCGCCGUACCUCCUGGUUCCUGUCGCUGGUUUCGGCGACCCCGGCGCGUCGCGAAGGGACGACCCGCCGGCCGAGUUUUAGGGCUCCUGGGGGGUAGUCUGAGUGCCGUGGGAUCUGGAGCUUUUCGCCAGCCGGCAGGGAUAGCUCCUCACGGGAGACACUGGAAAUGGAGAAGGUUCCCGUCUCGCCACCCUUCCAGCCAGAUUUCCCGCACUGAUCGCCGCUGCGCGCCACCGGGGACCAGAGGGUCCCUCUGAGAAAGGUUAACUUGCGGAUCGCUGCUGGUUAGAUCAAUACAGCGCCAGCAGAAAAAAGAUCCGAAAUACGAAAGCUCCGCGAAGCCGGGAAAGGCAGAAAAACCGCGGCUGACAUCACUCGGGGCGGGGCCGAAAGCCCUAAGAAAAGCCGAUAGGACCCGAGCGGCAGCCGCUGCUAGACACAACCUCACCAUGAGCAGCCACAACGGCUCCGAGCUCCACGUCCUCUGCAGCUCCGGCCAGCUGUUCCUGCAGCCCCUCUGGGACCGCCUGAGGACCUGGGAGGCCCUCCUCCAGUCGCCCUUCUUCCCCGUCUUCUUCUCCAUCACCACCUACGUGGGCUUUUGCCUGCCCUUCGUGGUGCUGGACGUCCUGUGCCCCUGGGUGCCCGCGCUGCGGCGCUACAAGAUCCACCCGGACUUCUCGCCGUCCGCGUGGCAGCUGCUGCCCUGCCUGGGGCAGACGCUCUACCAGCACUUGGUGUUCGUGUUCCCCAUGACUCUGCUGCACUGGACCACCAGCCCGGCCCUCCUGCCCCCCGAAGCCCCCGAACUGCUCCAGCUGGUGCUCCACGUCGUGCUCUGCCUGCUGCUCUUCGACGCCGAGUUCUUCGUGUGGCAUGUGCUGCACCACAAGGUGCCCUGGCUGUACCGAACCUUCCACAAGAUGCACCACCAGAACUCGUCCCCGUUCGCGCUGGCCACGCAGUACAUGAGCAUCGGGGAGCUGUUUUCCUUGGGUGUAUUUGACAUGGUGAACGUCUUGCUGCUGCAGUGCCACCCGCUCACCGUCCUGACCUUCCACGUGGUCAAUAUCUGGCUGUCGGUGGAGGACCACUCGGGCUACGACUUCCCCUGGUCCACGCACAGACUGAUACCUUUUGGGUGGUAUGGGGGCGUGGCGCACCACGACCUGCAUCACUCCCAGUUUAACUGCAACUUCGCCCCUUACUUCACACACUGGGACAAACUACUGGGAACUCUGCGGUCUGCUCACACCAAGUAACAUGCACGCACCCCUCUGGGAGUAGUGUGUGGUGCCGUGAAGAGUGAGUGCAUCUCAGACGUUGUGCAUUUCACACUUGAAUCAAGAGAGACACACUUGAGGGUGUUUUUUGCUUUGUUUUGUCUUUCAUUUGGUAACUUAUUAUCUGCUGGAAACUUAUAGAGAAAAUCUUUUGUGUUUUUCACCAUCUAACAAAGUAAUUUAUAUCAUGUUUGUAUAUCAACAAUUGUAUUCUUGAUGUAGAAUUCUAGCUCACUUCAAUAGCCUUGAUUUCUGGCUAUAAAGUAUCCAAAAUCACUGGCAUAUUUAAAUAAUCUCUAAAAAGAUUUAUUAGUAGAACAAGGAAUUUUACUCUGUUUGAGGGUGUCCUAGAACUAAGCUAAAAGUAUAUAUUUUUAUGGAGAAUCUGCUCUCUGACUUUGUAAACAAUGAAAUGUUCCUGGUGGACAGUGACUAAGAUUAUUGUACUUUUUUC
Molecule: messenger RNA, 1762 nt
Organism: Hippopotamus amphibius kiboko
Lineage: Eukaryota; Metazoa; Chordata; Mammalia; Artiodactyla; Hippopotamidae
Gene: CH25H
Product: cholesterol 25-hydroxylase
Exons: 2
Coding region: 475-1287 (270 amino acids)
Biological process (GO): cholesterol metabolic process; sterol biosynthetic process
Molecular function (GO): iron ion binding; steroid hydroxylase activity; C-4 methylsterol oxidase activity
Source: RefSeq, a predicted model, not a curated record